Molecule: messenger RNA, 968 nt
Organism: Glycine soja
Lineage: Eukaryota; Viridiplantae; Streptophyta; Magnoliopsida; Fabales; Fabaceae
Product: guanosine deaminase-like
Exons: 6
Coding region: 127-747 (206 amino acids)
Biological process (GO): purine nucleoside catabolic process
Molecular function (GO): zinc ion binding; guanosine deaminase activity
Source: RefSeq, a predicted model, not a curated record
UAUUUAUUAAUAUUUACGUAUCGACCAUAUUCUAUUUUUUGGUGGACCGCAUUCCCCUUCUUCUCCUUCUAACCCAACCUGUUUCUCCGACAAUCACAUUCAACGCUUCUGUCAUGGAAGAAGUUAAUGAUUCCAAUUUUGUUGGUGGAUGCGGGAUUUGUACGAUUAUGGAUUUUUCAUGCCCACCCUUUUUAUUUUAUCGUCGUGGAAACUAAGGAUGGAACUGUCUCAGUAGCUGCUGCGUUUGCUGGUCACCAGGAAGCCGUGCAGGAUAGAGACCACAAAUUUUUAAGCAAAGCAGUUGAAGAAGCAUAUAAAGGGGUAGAUUGUAAAGAUGGAGGCCCUUUUGGUGCCGUUAUAGUUCAUAAUGAUGAAAUAGUUGCUAGUUGUCACAAUAUGGUUCUGUGUAACACAGACCCAACUGCUCAUGCUGAGGUGACAGCAAUAAGAGAGGCUUGCAAGAAGCUUAAGCAGAUAGAACUUGCUGAUUGUGAAAUAUAUGCUUCUUGUGAACCUUGCCCCAUGUGCUUUGGUGCAAUCCACCUUUCUCGAAUUAAGAGGUUGGUUUAUGGAGCGAAGGCCGAGGCAGCAAUUGCUAUUGGGUUUGAUGAUUUCAUUGCCGAUGCACUGCGAGGUACUGGAUUCUAUCAGAAAGCAACAUUGGAAAUUAAGAGAGCUGAUGGUAAUGAGGCCAUCAUUGCUGAAGAGGUUUUUGAGAAAACAAAGGAAAAAUUCCAAAUGUAUUAGAUCUGUGAUUCUUUUCAUAUCUGAUGGCAACUGGCUAUUCAGGAUUAUUGCCUUCAUUUAAAUUAUUGAAACUGUUGAUAGUGGAUUGAACUCAUUUGAGUACAACAAAUUAUAUGCUACAAUUUGGUUUACAUCAGAUAAUGACUAUCCCAUUGUCAAUCAAUUCUAGUACACAUCUUGACACAGGAGGAUAUUUAAUACAUUGCUUUACUCAUUUAUUA